Molecule: messenger RNA, 330 nt
Organism: Physella acuta
Lineage: Eukaryota; Metazoa; Mollusca; Gastropoda; Physidae
Product: ATP synthase-coupling factor 6, mitochondrial-like
Biological process (GO): proton motive force-driven ATP synthesis
Cellular component (GO): proton-transporting ATP synthase complex
Molecular function (GO): proton transmembrane transporter activity
Source: RefSeq, a predicted model, not a curated record
AUGGAUCCCAUCCAACAUCUUUUCUUAGAUAAAAUUAGAGAGUACCGUUCAAGAUCUAAACGUGGUGAGUUAGUUGAUGUCACAGCAGAAUCUGAAGCCGCCUUACAGGAAAUGCUAGGUAAUCUGGAGAGGGCGUACGGAUCUAAAGUUGUGGAUAAGACCCAGUUUCCCAAAUUGCAGUUUUCAGAACCCACUAUUGCUUGGCCCGGGCUGAGUGAUGAGCAGAAAGCCAACAUUGAUCAAGCAGUUAAAGCUGAAGAAGCAGAACAGAAAAUAGCUGCCGAGGAAGAAGAGGAAGGUGAUGGUGAUGAAGAACUUCUUAAACUUUAA